This is a messenger RNA of Trichobilharzia regenti, 1015 nucleotides long. NCBI's taxonomy places the organism in Eukaryota, Metazoa, Platyhelminthes, Trematoda, Strigeidida, Schistosomatidae. The record is from the annotation of a GenBank genome assembly.
UGAAUGUUGAGUGGCUUAUUCGUUUCAGUCGCUACUCCGCACUAGGAUGUCCACAAAUACAGGGUCUAGCGAUUUAUUUUCAACCUUUUACGAGGAGGUGAAGGCGAUUGAAAAACGAGAUUCUGUCUUAACACCUAAACAACAAAUAGACAGACUCAAUCGACCUGGUUCUACCUACUUCAAUCUAAAUCCAUAUGAUGUAUUACAAGUUGAUCCUGAUACCUCAAUGGCUGAUAUCAAAAAGAAGUACAGACAGUUGUCACUGCUGGUUCACCCUGAUAAAAAUCCUGACGAUACUGAACGAUCUCAAAAAGCUUUCGAAGCUGUAAACAAAGCGUAUAAAGCCUUGGAUGAUCCAGAAACUUGUCGCAAAUGCAAAGAAGUGGUGGAAGAAGCUAAAGAACUAGUUGAACAAAUGAUGAUUGAAAAAAGAAAACGUCUUAAAAAGUCAGGUGGUCCGACGACGAUCGAAGAAGAUGAUCCAGACAAGCAUCGACACGCUAUUUAUGUACAAACAUGCAAAUUGUUUGCAGAUCUUGAGAGAUUGAGAGUAGAAGAAGAAUUGAAACAGUCAUCUGAUAGGAAGCGUAAAGCUGAACAAGAAGCCGAAGAGAAGAAACUCGUCGAGUAUGAUAAGAUAUGGAGGAAGAACUAUGAAGAAAGCCGCAGUAAUCGUGUUGCUAGUUGGCGAGAUUUUAAAGAAAAGAAAUCGAAAACAUCAAAGGGUAUUGGGGGAUUGAGACCGCCUAAAACAAAGAUGGAACAGCGUCCAAUGUAAUCACAAUCGGUCAAUCAAUCAUUCAAGUGAAUUCUGUGAGAAAAUAAAAGGUGUAUUUUCGUCCUUCUCCUUCCCGAAAAUGGACGGACUUUCUGUAAAAAAGGAACCAUUCUUCCCCCUCUCUCUUUUAUGCAUUCAAAUUUUGCCCAUUUCAUUUAACCUGUAUAUGUUGUGUGUGUGUGUGUGUUAUCCCAGAAAAUUAUAACAAAAAAAAUACGCUUCUUUUUAUCAUAUCAA